This is a messenger RNA of Cornus florida, 2294 nucleotides long. RefSeq lists its product as uncharacterized. Lineage: Eukaryota; Viridiplantae; Streptophyta; Magnoliopsida; Cornales; Cornaceae. The record is from RefSeq and is a predicted model, not a curated record. Bases 1 to 2022 code for a protein of 673 amino acids. The transcript is spliced from 10 exons.
AUGAUGAAUAAGAAUAAAAAUCUGUCAACCCUUGCUAACGACGUUCUUCAGAGAUGUGCCCAGAAGCUAGAUACAUGUGUUGAUGCAUUGGUGGAGGAAUUUGAGAGAGAAAGGAAACCCAAAAAUGGUGAAUACUCGAGGAAAUUGGUGGAUUAUUGCUGCGCAAAGGCUCUUAAUGACAUGUGUUGUAGCAUCAACGAAACCAUUGAUGAUGGGUCUUUUAGUCGUUUCACCUUUGAUAUGAUGCUCGCUUGGGAGACGCCCAGUUCUGAUGAUGAACACUCAUACCAGGAGAGUGUGGCAAAGGAGAAAGAGGAGAGGAAGAAGACACCUACAAAUGCAACUCAAGAACAAGACGAGAUCCCUCUUUUCUAUUCAGAUAUCAUGCCACUCCUUGUUGAUCACGAGCCAGGUGUUGGAGAAGAUGCAUUUGUGUGGUUGGGAAUACUGGUUCCAUUAAUUGCAGAUGUUGUCAAUGGAAGAUUUACUUUCGAAGCUCUUACUGCAGCUACAGCUUACAGGCUCCAUUUCCCUGCUUAUGAUAAAUUCUUGAAAGAAAUUGACAAAUGCAUAAAACAUCUGCAAAAGCAAGCAACUCCAAAAGGUGUUGAGUUCGCGGAUGAUGAGUUUAUACUGCACGUGGAGGGAACUGCAAGCACACAGAGAGUAGUGCGUCAUAUUGGAGGAACAAAUUGGCCUGGUAGGCUUACACUGACCAAUUACGCCAUCUACUUUGAGGCUUCGGGAGUCAUAUCUUAUGACGAUGCACUUAAGCUUGAUCUUUCAAAGAACAUUGAGCAGAGUGUGAAACCAGCAGCCACGGGACCUUUUGGUGCUCCCCUUUUCGACAAAGCUAUAGUCUACGAGUCCUCUGAGUUGCAAGAGCCUGUUGUAUUGGAGUUCCCGGAGAUGACAAGCUCUACAAGACGUGAUCAUUGGCUUGCUCUUAUCAAGGAGGUUAUAUUAUUGCACAAAUUCUUAUCCAAGUUUGAGGUGAAAUCUCAGAUACAAGCAUGGGAGAUGCAUGCAAGGACUAUACUGGGGAUUGUAAGGCUCCAUGCCGCUAGAGAAAUGCUUAGAAUAUCGCCGCCUAUUCCAAAAAAUUUCUUGAUCUUUGCCUUGUUUGAUGAGUUGCCAAAGGGGGAUUACGUAUUGGAGGAACUUGCUGAGAGUUUAAAGAAGGUUAAUAGUGGACAUCCAUGCAGUGCUAGCUCAAUUUUAAGGUCUCUGAAUAGUCUCCAACAAUGUGCUUCAAAUAUUGAAGUAAAAGAAGUGGACGAGGAAAGUAAACCUGUGGGAGGCCAAGUUGACAAUCUCUCGUCACUGGAGAGUGCUAUUAAUCAAUCCAGAGAGGAAGCAAAAGAAUUUGGUGUUGCCAGAGCUACUGCCGAGAGGCUGAGAGAGGAUGGAAUUGGUGAGAGUGCCGCUGUUCUUAUGGAACUUCUAAGACCACUUAAAGAUGUAUUACCUUGGUUUAAAGAAGUCUUUACAUGGGAAAGACCAUCAACCACCCUCAUUGCAGUUGCCACAACUGUGUUAGUUUUUUACAAGGAAUGGGUUGGCAAGGCAUUGGCAGUUUUCUUACUCUGGGUGGUGUUUAAGAUGGUUCAGGCAAGACGAAGAAGGAUGCAUGACAAGUGGAACAAGGUAGUUGUGUGCACUGGUUCGAACAAGACGACAAUGGAGAGUAUAGUAUCGGCACAACAUGGAUUAAGGACUGUACAGGACAUGAUGCAGAUAGCGAACAUUACGAUACUGAAAAUCUAUUCGAUAUUGAUCUCGAGGGCACCCAAGCAUGCCAAUAUGGUGAUGAUGUCAAUGACUGGCUUAGCAAUCUUGUUGGCUGUGGUUCCAUUCAAGUUCAUCCUUUUGGCUCUCGCGGUGUAUUGUUUCAUAAUGACUUCAAAGCUGGGGAAGUAUAUUGAAAAUGAACAGGGGAAUCGGCGGUUAAGAGAAUGGUGGGACUCAAUUCCAGUUGUUCCUGUUGAAACUGUGGACAAGGUACCCGAUAGUCCUACAUAAUUAGGGCAAGUAGUUACUAUGGUUGGAGAAUUAAAGAGAGUUCAAGAGGUGAUACGGUGUAUGAGCUCAGACAUACUUUGUAUGAGAGUCUGAUCUGAUCCUAUAAACAUUCUGAUACUGUGAUGCUAUAUAUAUAUAUAUAUAUUUUUAGCAGUAGUGAGUGCCUGUUUCAUCUGUGAGGGAGAUGAGUGUUGGCAUUAUGGUUUCACUUGUUUCUUGUAAACGAUGCACAUUGAUUCUUAUUUAUGUGGUCAAAUGGUUUUGAACCAUCU